Corythoichthys intestinalis (scribbled pipefish) is the source of this 3683-nucleotide messenger RNA. RefSeq names its product c2cd2 like (gene c2cd2l). The record is from RefSeq and is a predicted model, not a curated record. NCBI's taxonomy places the organism in Eukaryota, Metazoa, Chordata, Actinopteri, Syngnathiformes, Syngnathidae. Gene Ontology annotation, molecular function: phosphatidylinositol binding; phosphatidylinositol transfer activity. Bases 358 to 2424 code for a protein of 688 amino acids. Gene Ontology annotation, cellular component: cytoplasmic side of apical plasma membrane. Gene Ontology annotation, biological process: positive regulation of insulin secretion involved in cellular response to glucose stimulus. The transcript is spliced from 15 exons.
AACGUCAUUCGCCAGUUGUCUCAUUGUGGAGAGGUUGUCGGUCACGGAGGAAGAUCGGUGGAGAUUUCAACACGAGUGGAGCGUGUAGUUUGGAAUCAGUAAAGGUGGUAGGAAAUCAUUUUUAAAGAGAGGGACGCUCGCGCGAGUAAUGCUGACUACGCAAUGGGACAAAGUCAUGUGUUGUUGGCGCCGCUGUUAAUCGCCAUGAAGGCAGCAGCUUCAUGUUACCGCAACUUGCUUUCGAUUCCCUGCUGCAGCCAGAACCGUCCAAGUUAAACGGUUAAAGGGUGCUGACCUGCCCUAUUCUCACAGUCCUUAGCAUUUCUACAUAGACAUGAGAGGCUGCAGCAGAUCGUGAUGGAGCUCCAGGAGUUGGGCUGGCUGGCUUUGGUAGGGCUCUUUCUGGCUUCCCUGCUCAUCGUGCUAGCCUGGCUCUUCCAGUUCUCGCUCAGCCUUCUGCGCCAAUGGAGAACAAGAAAAGCUGACAGUCAGCAUCAGCAGCAUUUCUCCCUCAGGCAGCAUCUCCGGCACGGCUGGGAUGGAUUUGUGCGGUUCCUCUUGAACAAGCUGCGUCCGCUUCAGGACGGAGGGGCUAAGUCUGAAGCAGGUCUUAAAGGCUUGUUGACCUCCCUCUUCUCCUUCAAGUCGAUCAGCGAGCAGUGCCGCAGAAGCUGGGUCAAAGCUCUGAAUGAGCAAGCCUGCAGGAAUGGGAGUUCCAUCCAAAUCACUUUUGACAGCGGUGUCAAGUUUAUUACAGCGCCCGCAAUUGAAAGUGUAACCUGUUCUGACCAAUCAGCACAAAGAACGGUUUUACAUUGUAAAUGUCGGGUGGACACCGUGGCAUUUCCUGUGACGGUUACUCAGCAGUCCCCCGCUGCCGUUGCCAUGGACACCUAUCAGAUUACGAUUGCACCUACAGUGGCAAAGGUGGUUGUAUGUUUGGAAGAAGUGAAGGAUGAAGGAAUCCUGGUGUCCUGGACUCUUUCCAAUCAGCAGCCAUUUAAACUGACUGCCUCGCCAUGCAAACUGUCGAGACAUGGCACCGAUGAUAAAGGAGUCUUAGAUGUGAUCAAGAGCCUCAUUGAGGAUACUCUGUUCAGCUCUCAUCCAGCCAUGAUUCUCAACCUCAGGACUUUUACAAGUAGUUCUCCAGUCUCCAUGGAGCAUCUAUCCGUAGGAUUAAAGCCUGUACCCCAGAGUGUCUUUGUGUGGCGACUUCUUCUGCGGCAGCUCAGAGUGACCUUAAGCAAAGGCCAGUGGUGUAGCUCAGUUGAGCUUUGCUGCAUCCUCAGCCUAAACCAACCCUCCUCAGAAAAGACAACUUGCUUCAUGCCUGUGCCCCAUAACCCAAAGACCCCAAUGGAAUGGAAAGAUGAAAUUACCAUGGAGCUGAGCCCAGAAACCAAAGAAUUGAGAGUGAGACUUCUGGAGCGGAAUGGCAGAAGCGAGCAAUUCCUUCUAGGCCAUGGCUCCUUAGCCCUGGACCUCCAGUCCAGAGUUCCUACCUCUGUCAUACUCCCAAUAAACCUAAGCCACACCUCGGAAGCUAUCGCCACCGUCACAGCAGAUCUGCUCUAUGUGGAAACUGAGGAACUUCGGUCACCGCUGCGUUCCUCUCUCACCCCCACCAAAAAGGUCGAUGUGGACCGAAGCGUCAUGCCAGAUGGAACCAUUGUCACCACUGUAACGACGGUUCAGUCCAGACUGAAAUUGGAGAGCAGUCAAGGUGAUUCUCCUUUGCGUUCUCCGUCCAAAGUUGAGGUGACAGAAAAGAAGUCCGCCACGUUUUCUAAUGGAAGAGGGACCCCCAGUCCUGAUGCCAGCAAGGGCAGCCGCUUGUCUAAUGGCUUGGAUCCUGUUGCAGAAACAGCCAUUCGACAGCUUACUGACUCCAACUCUAAAAUGGCUCGAAAGACUCCAACGAAGAGAAGCACGCUGAUCAUCUCAGGCGUGACAAAGAUUCCACUCGCUAAAGACGAUUGCACUUUUUCGAGUGGCUACGCCGCUUCAAUGGACGCAGCCAUGCAAGGCAACCAUUACGGGACGUUACGUACCCAAGAGCCGGAUGAAACCACACCCUCCGAUGUAUCAGAGCGUCCCUCCGUGGAUGAUGUGGAAUCAGACACUGGCUCCAUUGGUGGUCUGGAAACACGUAGCCUCAAAGAACAUAAAGUGGGAUUUCUCCAAAGCGGAUCGAGGCUGUUGUUCCGCAGAAGAUAUCGGGAAAAGGAGCCCUGCCUCAGCCAAUCCCACGAAGACAUCUCCAAAACGGACAAGAAUUUUUCCGCUGCAGCGGACAGCAGUCGAAAGAAGUCCGGCAGCUUCUCGCGACGUCUCAUAAAGCGCUUCUCCUUCCGCACAUCAGGGAAACGGAAAUGCAAAGCCACAAGCACCAAUGGAGGGGAAAGCUCAGCCAAUAACUGAUGGUUAACUGUCACGUCCUGGCAGCUUCCUGAGCACAAGACUAUUCCAUCCCUGUCCUUUGGAUGGAGGACACCUCUGGGACUGCUGUCUGGAGAUGAAAACUAUUAUAACAGUUUCAGGACAUAAAUGCUUCUUAUCGAGUCACUGAAGUUUAAAUAUGAUCAAGUCCAUUGUUUGGUCAUUUUUGACAGGCUGGGGCAAAGGAACAGCUGCAAUGAAAUUCAGUUUGUUUUGAUAGACAUAUCUUGAAAGUUCUUGAAAUUAUUUAUAAUACUGAUAGAAUGACAUCCGUGCACUUUGGACUUAAUAUUUUUUUCUUACAUUCUACAUAAUUUGUAGAAUAUCUAUAUGAAGAUCAUUUAUGAUUUUGUGAAGUGCUAUUUAUUUUCUCCAUACCAUGAGUUGUCUUAGCUGUGCUACGCUGUAAAACUAGAGAAAUUGCUGUGAUUUUUUCCACUCAAAUGUAAUUUUAAAAUCAAGCUUAUUUCUAUGUUGAAAUAGUAGUCGUAUUUGCAUCUAUAAUACAUGAGGACAUUGUUCAAUGUUAGUUUUGAAAUAAGCAGGACAUUGUUAUAUAUUGUACUUACUUUUAAAUGAUUUUCAGUUUACCGGACUGGUUCCUCAAGAUGAAAAUGAAUAGGCUUAUUGUAAAAAGUAUCCAUGUAGUCAAUAAUUAGUACUUUCUUUUUUAAUUAAAGAAUUUCAAAAAUGUAAUUCCCAGGGAUAUUUUUCAAUAAGAAAAUUACUGUUAUAAUGACUGAACUAGGACAGUGAUGGAUAUGUACAAGAUGCUUGAGGAAAUUUGUCGAUUUUUAUUUGCUUUAGAUAUAAAGUACAAAUGAGACAUUUUCUGGCUGGAACGCGGAGCGGAGGAGAUCACAAGAGGCAUAUGUGAUUUUUGCUGUUAUUUUGAUAUGUUAAUUUAUUCAAAUAAAUUCUUUAAAAACACAGACUUUAGUUUGGCCCUAUAAAUUGUAGCACAUUUGAAUAUUACAAAACUGCACUGUAUAGAGAGGGAGUGAUUCUGAGACACAGGAAUAACUUUAGAGAGACUAGUUGUCAUUUCAAGUACUGUAUACUCAUGUGAAUACCAUAACGACAUUUGGUUGUACUUGUAUUGACUUGGCACAGUGGUGAAAUGAUGAGAAGUGUCAAAAAAAAACAAAAAACAUUAGGGCUGUCAAAAUUGUCGUGUUAACGGGCGGUAAUGAAUUUUUUAAACUAAUCACAUUAAAAUAUUUGAUGCAAUUAACGCACAU